Molecule: messenger RNA, 889 nt
Organism: Durio zibethinus
Lineage: Eukaryota; Viridiplantae; Streptophyta; Magnoliopsida; Malvales; Malvaceae
Product: MYB-like transcription factor ODO1
Source: RefSeq, a predicted model, not a curated record
GGAGUUAAUUGGCGUAACAACAACUACUGGUUAUGGGCAGGCAGCCUUGUUGUGACAAACUAGGCGUGAAGAAGGGGCCUUGGACAGCCGAGGAAGACAAAAAAUUGGUCAAUUUUAUUCUGACUCACGGCCAAUGUUGCUGGCGCGCCGUCCCCAAGCUCGCCGGCCUCCGCCGUUGCGGCAAGAGUUGUCGACUUCGCUGGACCAAUUACCUCCGGCCGGACUUGAAACGAGGCCUCCUCAAUGACGAUGAAGAGCAGCUUGUUAUUGAUCUGCAUGCCCGUCUUGGCAAUAGGUGGUCCAAAAUUGCGGCAAGACUGCCCGGAAGAACUGAUAACGAGAUCAAGAAUCACUGGAACACCCAUAUCAAGAAAAAGCUUAUUAAGAUGGGAAUUGAUCCUGUUACACAUGAGCCUUUACAGAAACCAGACAACCCACAAGAGGCAACCUGUCAAACAAAUGAUCAGCCAAAUCUUGAUCCUAAACAACUAGAGUUGCCUAAAGAUUGUGGCCAUGUCUCUUCAACUACUGAUGAAUUUAGCCCUCCAACUGAGAAUUUCUCGACCGAUGAAUCCAGGUCAUCAUCAGAGUCUGGCAGUGAUGUUGACCCCUUGAUAAACUUAAUAUGGUCAGAGGCAUUUCUCAAUGACCUGACAUGGAACUUCCCUUGCCCAGAUUCCAGGGAACUAGAAUACAGUGAACUUGGGUUCUCUUCAUCGGAGGAAAACUCCUUUUCAUGGUUGUUGGACUAUCAAAAUAGUGGAGAUGAUCAUCAAAGUUUCGGAUUUGGUGGCUUCAGUGAAAUUGACAUCAAUCCCCUUGGCAAGUACUAGCAUGCACCUAAUAGAAGUGCCUCUUUGCACUCAUGUAAAAAAAAAAAAAAAAAAAA